This is a messenger RNA of Condylostylus longicornis, 5100 nucleotides long. Its product is annotated as leukocyte receptor cluster member 8 homolog. Lineage: Eukaryota; Metazoa; Arthropoda; Insecta; Diptera; Dolichopodidae. The transcript has 6 exons. Gene Ontology annotation, cellular component: nucleus. The record is from RefSeq and is a predicted model, not a curated record. Bases 319 to 2901 code for a protein of 860 amino acids.
AUUUUUUAGUGAUAUAUUGAAAGUAAUAGAAGGCAAAAAAAUAAAAAAAAGGAAAGAUUUAGUAAAAGGAAGUGUAUUUUAAAUAUUUAACCAAAAAAAUUUUAUUCAAAAAAUUUUAUCUGAAAUUAUUUUACACUGAAGCUGAAAUUUUUUAAUUCAUCGAAAAUAUACAAUUCGAAGGUAAGUUCUAUUAAAAAUUAGAAAGUAAAGAGUAAAAAGAAGAUAUUCGUAAAACAAUAACGUAUAUGAAAAAUAAAUUGCUUCUCUUGACUGAAUAAAAAUAAAAAAUUGAACAUAAAACAAAAAAGAAAGAGAAAUAUGAAUGAUCAAAACGGAUCAGGAGGGGGAGGUGGUACUGCUAUACAAGCUCCACCAGCACCUGCCUUGCCAAGUUUAAUGGCUCAAGCAAUUCCUCCACCUAUUCCGUCGCCAGGCCAAAAUAGUAAUUCUGGGUAUAGCAAUAUGUAUAAUAACUAUCAACAAGAAAUGUAUAACUAUCAGCAGCAACAAUAUGCCCAGCAAUACGCAUAUUACAUGCAAUAUGCUCAGAUGCAACAGCAGCAACAACAAAAUUCAAAUAACUCACAGAAUAAAGCCUCAAAUGCUCCUCCCGGUUUUAGUAAUGCUGUUAUAUGUAAUGAUGAUGAUUUUAAAAAUGACACUCCUCUGAAUAAUUCCUCAUUUAAUAUGAACACAAAAAAUUCACAACAGAAUAGGUCACCAUUUUUUUCUCAGCAAAAUAAUAAUAGUAACAAUAACAGUAAUGGUGGUAAAAAUUCUUUUGGUGGUAUUAGAUUUAAUUUAAAUCAACAGAAGAGAGUAAUAAGUGGACCCAAUCCUUUGAGUUCACCUCUAAAUCAAAGUAAUCAGAAUCAAAAUAAUAAUAGUAAUAGUAAUAAUAAUAAUAAUGUAGGCGGUGGUGGUGGGGGUAAAAAAAAAAGGAAGCGCAAUAAAAAUAAGCAAAAUCAACAACAACAACAACUACAACAACAACAGCAGCAGCAGCAACAACAAUCACAGCAACAAAAUUUACAAUCCCAGCAAGCACAAUCGCCACAAAGCCAGUCUAUGAAUGGAAUGAUGUUUAAUACCCCACCUCCUCCGUUACUUCCAGAUUUAACAAAACCUCCACCACCAUUACCACCAACUCUUCAUUCACCUGUAUCUAAUAGCAUGUCAAAUAGUAAUAAUAUGUCAUCUCCCAUAGCCUCUCAAAAUUCUCAUUUUCAAUCAAAUCAGUCAGUUGAAAAACAAUCGCAGACUGGUUUUAGGAAACCAAACCCCUUUGAUAAUCCAACAGAUGCUUGGCCAGAUAGCUUAAAUAACUAUGUUGCACGUUGCUAUGCAAAAUGUGAAACUGAUUUAGAUAAAGAUCAAAUAGAUAUUUGUUUAAAAGGUAAGAUUACGCAAGCUGCAAACCGUAAUGAAUUAUGGACACGAGAUUGGGAUAACGAACCUAUCCCAAGUGUCCAUAGUGAAAGAAACAGUAUAAAAAUACAAGCAAUACCUGGUCAAGUUACACCGUAUAUGAAAACUGGCCAAUUUAAUCAAAGUCAAAGUAAUAAUUUGAAUAAUUCGAAAAGUAAAGGCAUAUCACGGAGUCUAACUGCACGUCUAGGUCAACGAUCUUCAUUUAAUUCAACAGGUUCUUCAAAACGUUCAAGGAGUCGGUCAAGAUCCCCGUCUAAUCGCAAAAGGCGUUCACGUAGCUCAUCUGAUUCACCGCAAAGAAAAACUCGUCGUAGCUCUUCUUCAUCAACAUCAUCAUCGUCAAAUCGCUCAAAUGAUUUUAUACCACUAAAUAGUAUCUAUGGUAAUAAAAAGCAAAACAAAAAUGGUAAAAAAAUGAAAUUAAAGAGCAAAAACAGCUCUAUUCAUAGUAGUAAUAUUAACAAUAAAAAAGCUCCUUUCUACUCUUCAUCAAUUGGUGGAGCCGUUGAUGAUGAUUCAGAUCGUUUGCAACAACGUGCAGCUAGAUUUGCUCAAAAGAAAUCUGUUGCAUCUGUUGCGAAUUCCCUGAAUAACUCAUCAUCAAACAAUUCUUCAUCUACAACAUUAUCUCUUACUACAAAAAAACGUAAAUUAGGCCAGCAAACAAGAAUAUUUAUUGACGAUUCUGCUGUAGACACAUCUUUAGAUUUGAGCAAUAUUCAUAUAACAGGUUCAUGUCGUAACUUAGAGAAAUCAUUUUUAAGAUUAACAAAAGCUCCGGCGCCAGAAGAAGUACGUCCAGCUGAAGUUUUAGUUUUUUCUUUGCAAAAUGUUAAAACCAAAUGGGUGGAAAAACAAGAUUAUCAUUACGCUUGCGAUCAAUUGAAAUCAAUUCGACAAGAUUUAACCGUUCAAGGAAUUCGUGAUAAGUUCACAGUAGAAGUAUAUGAAACACAUGCCCGUAUUGCGAUGGAAAAAGGCGAUCAUGAAGAAUUCAAUCAAUGUCAAACACAACUUAAGAUGCUAUAUUCAGAAGUUGGUGGUGAUAAUAUAUUGGAAUUUACAUCUUAUAGAAUUUUGUAUUAUAUAUUCACCAAAAAUACUCUUGAUCUAACAACUGUGUUAAGAUCAUUAACAACAGAGCAAAGAGAGAAGGAAAUUGUUGCAUUUGCACUGAAUUUAAGAUCUGCGUGGUCAUUGGGUAAUUACUGCAGGUUUUUUCAAUUAUAUAAAAAUGCCCCAUUAAUGGCGGGUUAUUUAAUUGAUUGGUUUGUUGAGAGAGAGAGGAAGCUCGCACUAAAAAAUAUUAUUAAAGCUUAUCGUCCCAGUAUUGGUGUCGACUUUAUUACAAGGACUUUGGCAUUCGAUACAACAGAAAAUUGUUCUAAAUGGCUCUCAACUCUCUCAUUAUCUAUGACCGGUCAAAAUAAUAGUCAAAUCGAUUGCAAAAAUAGUAUAAACGCGAUCUAAAAAUUUCAAAAAUUAAAAAGAAAAAGUUAUAAAUCCCGUAAUAAAAAUAAUAAAAGAGUUAAUAAUAAUUCAAAAAUGAAAUGCAAAAAUAAUGAACAUAUAUUAAAAGACAAUUUACUAGAUAAUAAAAAAUUAUAAUUAAAAAAUGCACAAAAAGUGAUAUUUCAUAUUGAAAUAAUCAAUUUUAUACUCGUCAUUUUGUUGUUAUAGAAAAUUUAAAAUUAUAAAUUAAAUAUAUCACAUAAUGUUUGUAAAUCGAAAAAUAGGUUUUAGGCAUUUUGGACCACUAUUUUAUUUAAAAAAUUAAGUGUUUUUAGUUUUUAAUACUUUACUUUAAAUUUUUUUAUGUUUUAUUUUAUAAUUUUUUAAUUUAAAAUAAUGUUAAAUUUAGAAAAAAAAAACUGUUGUUAUCCAGUGUUUGUUGGAUAGAUUUUUUAUGGACAUUUUGCUCUUGAUUUGUAGUAAUAACAAAAUUUUAAUUUCUCACAUAAAUUGGGGGAAUAAUAUAACACUCGUGCAUUUCAUGGAAAAGAAGUACAUAUUUUAAAAUGUAAAAUAUUGAGGUUCAACUUUAUAAGUAAAGGGAUUUAUUUUUUUAUUUUGUCAAGCGAAUAAAUCAAUUUUUGAUUUGACACAGAGUUUAAAUACUUACCGGGUAUUGGAAGAUAUAAUUGACUAAGGAGAUGGAAGAUGUUACAACAACAGUAAACGGAGAUUAUUUUGAGGACUAAAAUUUGAAUUGGAUUGAUGGCGAAAUAUUGAAAAGGCUAAAAGAAAAUAUAAACGAAUUAAAGUGUUAAAAAAAAUAUUAAGGGUACAUUUUACUCAAAAAGUUAAAGAAAAAUUAACAACCAAAAUGUUGCAUUGCUCUUCUUUAGCAUAAAAUUAAAGAUAACCAUAGAAAAAUCGUUUAUAAUGUGGAAACUGAAAUGUUUACUUUCUUUUUUCAAAGAACUGGAUGACAAAAUUAAUGAGUGUGAGAAUUUCAAAUUUUAAGCGGAAAUGAAAAACAAAAUUACGAAAGAUAGCAUAUUAACUAACCUUUAAAAAAUUAGUAGUUGAUAAAGUAAUUUAAUACGGGAUCUAUUCAUGUUCAAAAUGAAAUAGUAGAAGAAAAAAUAAAAACUGGAAUUAAAAAGAAGGUAUGACAUGAUGAUAGGAAAAAGCUGAUUUGGUAUGAUUGAUGAGCAUAUUUCGUUAGUCGAAGAUUUUUCAAAUAAAAACAGAGUUUACCUUAGAAGAGUUUUGCUUAAAAAGCAUUGAAUGAUGCAAUAAAAUCAACAAAAUCAGUGAAUGCCCCUCUUAAAUCAAAAUGUUGCGGUUAACCAUUUAUUGAUGUUUGGAUGAAAAAAAUUAAAUUAAUGAAAGAUAUAAAAUAUAACAAUGAAUUAUCUUAAAAUUGGAAUAAAGAAUGUGAUCAAGAGAAAAAUUUUUUAAGUUAACGCGAAUAUGAAAUAUGAUUAUCGAAUUUCAGGUUGUUAAUUUUUUUUUUAAUUGGUAUUAAAAAUUUGAAAAAUUAAGCAACUUCAGCAAAAUUUCGUUUAAUUCAAUCUAACACUUGCGAAAGCUGAAAACAUUCUUUGAGAAUAGAACGCUGAUACAGACAUUUGGCAUAAAAUGACAUGGCUUAAUUUAUAAUUUUAUUCUUCAAAUUUUACGAAUAUUGUAUAAAAAUCAUUACUGACUAUUUUAAUGGAAAAAUAUAAUUAUUUAGAAAUUUCAAGAAAUGGAAAAAUUGAAAAAUGAAAAAAAAUAAUUGGGUGAAAAGAAGGCAACAUGGUUGAAAUUUUCUCUUAUUUCCUUUUGACUGUUAUCUCAACGUUCUUAAAACUCAUUGAAGCAUUAACAAUCAAUUAAGAUAUAUAAUCACAUUAUACUACGUUGCAGAAGUCCGAAGCAAGAAAGCAUUUACAUUCUUCUAUUGCUUUAUUCAAAGAUAAAUUUUGAAGAAAUGAGAUUCUUCAUAAAUUGGACCCUAUUUUUUAACAAUUAACUACCCUAAAAUAUAAAAAGCUUAUAAUUAAAUAAUGAACUUUCAUACUAAAAAAAAUAAGUGAAUUUUUGUUUUUAUUUUUUUUUUUAUUUAAAUAAGUGUUAUCGUGUUUUUUUUUCGAAAAUAAUGAGAGCCAGUAAUUUAGGUUAAAUUAACAAAAAAAAAAUUAAUUAAAUGGAACAUUUAAUUUUAAAAAUAUAAGAAAU